GACGCGAUUCUGUCCGCGUUGGAGCGGGCGGGCCGCCGCCUGAGUCUCCGCGGCCGCCGUGUGACGUGGCACAGCCGAACACUUAACGCCGCGCCGGAGCCACCGCACCAGACGCCUAGCAGGUCCCGGUCCCGCUACGUCCUGUCCCGCGGCUUCGCCGACACUCCAGCCAGCGAGACAGGUCUUCAGCGUUUUCUCCUCCGCCCACUCGGUUGUGAGCCGGAACCGUGAAGGCCCGAGGGCGCACCAGACCCCCUCCUUUUGACCGUCAAGUGCCACCACCGCUAUGGGCCUCACCAUCUCCUCUCUCUUCUCGCGCCUGUUCGGCAAGAAGCAGAUGCGCAUUUUGAUGGUUGGAUUGGAUGCUGCUGGCAAGACGACAAUUCUGUAUAAACUGAAAUUAGGGGAAAUAGUCACCACCAUUCCUACCAUUGGUUUUAAUGUGGAAACAGUAGAAUAUAAGAACAUUUGUUUCACAGUAUGGGAUGUUGGUGGUCAAGAUAAAAUUAGGCCUCUCUGGAGGCAUUACUUCCAGAAUACCCAGGGUCUCAUUUUUGUGGUAGAUAGCAAUGAUCGUGAAAGAAUCCAGGAAGGAGCAGCUGUGCUGCAGAAAAUGCUUCUGGAAGAUGAGCUGCAGGAUGCAGUGCUGCUCCUUUUUGCAAACAAACAGGAUCUGCCAAACGCUAUGGCCAUCAGUGAGAUGACAGACAAGCUAGGUCUGCAGUCUCUCCGAAACAGAACAUGGUAUGUCCAAGCCACUUGUGCUACACAAGGAACUGGUCUGUAUGAGGGACUGGAUUGGCUGUCAAAUGAACUUUCAAAACGUUAAAUGAAGCUGGAUAUCUAACCAAGGACAUGUUUGAUAGAAUUGGUCUAGGCUUGUUACAACAAAAUUAGUUUGCAUCUUGGUUAUUAAAGGAUAUCUGAGACAGGUUUGGGCAGAAAUUACAGCGUUUAAAACUUGUUUUGUUGCCAAUUAUUGUUUACCAAGAACAAUGUUGCUAUUUAGCAAUAUGCUUGGGUUUAAGAGAAAUUCUCCUUGGGAAAGAAAAGUAUCCAUUAUUAUGCUUCCCUUGAACCUAAAUGCCUGGAUACAGAGCUAUCCUGACACCUUUAGACAGAUCUGAGUGGUUUUUGAGCCCAAAACAAUAAUGUUUUAAAGUUAUUCCCUUGAUACUUUACUGAGACCUUUAUCAUUCCUCAGACAGUCUGCUGAUUUAAAAAUGUAGCAUUCCAUUUGUAUUUAUUUCUACCCUUUGCCAAAAAGAUUUUUCUAAUAAUGCUUGUACAGGCCAAGGCCGUGGUCCAAAACACUAUUCAGUUUUCUUGUACUGAGGAUCCCCCCACCCCACCACCCUCACAUUAUUGACUCCUGGCUUCUAUCAGCCAAACUUUGAUGUGGUUUGGAUUUGAUAGCCAAUUCUGUGCUGGUUGCAAAGAGUUCAUAUUGAGAUAACUUUUAAUACUCAGCAGAUUGUCUUCCUUUAUAUUGUUAUCUUUUUUAUGUUGCAUGUUGCUUUUGGAAUCAGCCUGACUCUUUGCCCAGUAUAUGAUAGUUCUACUGGUAUUUUACUGUUUAUUGAUGAACAUAUCUUCAUUAAGAAUUUUUUGAAAACUCAUCAAAUUCAAUGAAUAAGUUUUCUUCAUAACCCAUUUGGAAUUAUUCCUAAUAAAAUGAUUUUAAAAAAC
This is a messenger RNA of Mus musculus (house mouse), 1689 nucleotides long. RefSeq names its product ADP-ribosylation factor 4 (gene Arf4). The transcript is spliced from 6 exons. Lineage: Eukaryota; Metazoa; Chordata; Mammalia; Rodentia; Muridae. Bases 287 to 829 code for a protein of 180 amino acids. Gene Ontology annotation, molecular function: phospholipase D activator activity; NAD+-protein-arginine ADP-ribosyltransferase activity; GTP binding. Gene Ontology annotation, cellular component: membrane; Golgi membrane; dendritic spine. The record is from RefSeq and is marked validated. Gene Ontology annotation, biological process: cell migration; retrograde vesicle-mediated transport, Golgi to endoplasmic reticulum; regulation of cilium assembly.